AUGUGUUCCACUGCGCAUGGGAUGUCAAUUUACCAAACAUCAUCAUCAACCGAAACAUCUUCUUCGGUUUGUUCUGUUAUAGAUAAAGUAAUUAGUGAUAUUGGUCUGUUAACACUUAUUCUGAUAUGUCUACCUUCAAAAUCACUGCUUGUGCUCAAGUCUGUAUCCAAACAAUGGCUUUCUAUUAUUACUGACCCAAUUUUUGCUAUUAGCCACUUUCGACGACAAAACCCUAAAACCACUGGAUUCUUCCUUAAUAGCUCACCAGUAAUUGCUGAUCCUUAUUACGACUAUUCUUACGAUUUUCUCCUUCUUGACGGUAGUAAAUAUGAACAAGGAUAUCUAGGAGAGGAGAAGGAGGUGACUGCCAGUGGUGGUAGUUUAAAAUCCCUCGUAAAUUCGGCGACGAUCCAGAGCCGGACUGAAAUUGAUGCUAAAAUUGAUGAUGACAUUGAUGUUUAUAAAAUUGAUGGUCAUUUUGAUUGGGGUUGCGUACCACAACAUAUUUCUACGUACAAAACUUACAUCUACAACCCAACCACCAGGCAAUACAGAUGUCUUCCACCAUCUCCUUUCAGAGAUAAUGUUCCCCCUGAACGGGACAAUUGUUUUAUCAAGGUUUGCAGUAUCAGUUUAGCUUUUGAUCCACUCAAGUCACUGGAUCAACACUAUCAAGUUAUUUGCAUUUGGAACGUUGAACCCUGUUGUACUAAAGAUUGGAAUGCAGAAGUUCAUGGUAAGUACUAUUUUGAAAUAUACUCAUCUAAAACAAACUCUUGGAAGAAGCUCGAUUCUCCGUAUUCAAUUAAAUUAAAUGAGCGACCUGGUGUAUAUUGGAAUGGUUGUUUGCACUGGAUUGGGUAUCAGAAUUCGGAGUCGUCAAUUUAUUUCGAUAUCAAACAAGAAAUAGUGAAGCCGUUGCCAGCUUCGCCUACUGAUACUGUUAAGUUUGUUCAGCCGCUCACUGUUAUGUAUUUCGGAGAAUGUGGUGGUAAUUUGUAUCUUAUAGAGCUUGAAUCAUGUGAAGCUCGUUUCGACAUUUUAAAGAUGGAGAUUGAUUACUCUGGUUGGAAACGUAUAUACAGGCUUGACUUGGAUAGACUUGUAGCUCUUUAUCCUGGGAACGAUCCACUUGAAUUUAUAUAUCUUUAUAGAGUAGUAUUGUUCCUCGAGGAAGAUGAAGCAGAAUCAUUGUCAAAGCUGGUGGUUUCCGUAUCUGGGGAUAAGCUUGUAUCUUAUGAUUUUAAAGAAAUGAGUGCUACCGAAAUUCAUACUUGUCAUGACAGAUAUUUUUAUCUUAAGCCUCCUGUUUGUGGAGGCAUAAAAGGUCAUGUUCAUCACUACGUUGAGUCACUCGCCUGUGUCUAA
This is a messenger RNA of Papaver somniferum (opium poppy), 1368 nucleotides long. Its product is annotated as F-box protein At5g07610-like. The transcript is spliced from 2 exons. NCBI's taxonomy places the organism in Eukaryota, Viridiplantae, Streptophyta, Magnoliopsida, Ranunculales, Papaveraceae. The record is from RefSeq and is a predicted model, not a curated record. Gene Ontology annotation, molecular function: protein binding. Bases 1 to 1368 code for a protein of 455 amino acids.